Molecule: messenger RNA, 4213 nt
Organism: Phlebotomus argentipes
Lineage: Eukaryota; Metazoa; Arthropoda; Insecta; Diptera; Psychodidae
Gene: SRPK
Product: SRSF protein kinase 1
Exons: 3
Coding region: 435-2243 (602 amino acids)
Biological process (GO): spliceosomal complex assembly; protein phosphorylation; regulation of mRNA processing
Molecular function (GO): protein kinase activity; ATP binding
Source: RefSeq, a predicted model, not a curated record
UUAUAAUACAUUAUAUAGAGGAUGUCCCAACAUCUAUCAACGUUUCAUCGGUGUUGAUCAAGCCCUUAUUAAUUUCUUUGUUUUGUUAUCAAACUGUGUGGUCAGUCUUUUAAAGCCACAAGCACAUAUUGUACAUCCUCAAUUUUAACAGUCGAUAGUUUGCAAAAUUUUUAAGUCAUUUAAGCGCGGGUAAAUGUCUACUGAGUGCUGACAGCGCCACGUGCGGUUUCGCGAGUCAUUACGAGUGGCUUGCAAACGACUUCAAUCCAUUGGCCGCCAUUGUCACUAGAAUUUUCGUGUAUGUGCAAAAAAUCCAUUCGGAGGCCCUUUUAGGAGUUUUUUCCGCAUAAAUUUGUGCCUCCGGAAGCGUCUUGGGGCGCGCACUGUGGCGAUUGUUACGUGGAGUGUGAAGUGCCGUCGGUGGCGAGUGGACAAUGAAUAGCAAAUCGGAUGUAAAUAGGCGUGUUUUAGUGAUACAGGCUAAGAAGAAACGUCAUAAGCCCAAUAAGAAGAAAGCCAAGGGGCAGGUGGAGGAUUUCGGUGGUGAGAGUAACACAGGGGCACCUCAGGGAGCGGACAGGGCGUCCCCGGUGGAGACUGAUCUGGCCACAGCCUCACCGGAUACCGUGUCCACGUUCAACCAUCAUGCCGAGCCGUCGCACAGCUCCUCGAAUGAGACAAUCGAGGACUUCGACAAGAUGUACACGAGCGAGGAGGAGGAGCAGGAGAGCCGAGAGGACUACUGCAAGGGUGGCUAUCAUCCCGUGAAGAUUGGCGACCUCUUCCAGGAGCGCUACCACGUGACGCGGAAGCUAGGUUGGGGCCACUUUUCCACCGUGUGGCUAUGCUGGGACCUCAAGGAUAAGCGCUAUGUGGCCCUGAAAAUCGUCAAGUCGGCGCCACACUUUACGGAAACCGCCAAGGAUGAGAUCAAGAUCCUGAAGGCGGUGCGCGACUCCGACCCUGCCGAUCCUUUCCGCAACAAGACAGUGCAACUGCUCAAUGACUUCAAAAUCAGCGGCGUGAAUGGAACGCACAUCUGCAUGGUGUUCGAAGUGCUGGGCCACAACUUGUUGAAGCUCAUCCUCAAGUCCAACUAUCGUGGCAUCCCGCUGCCCAACGUGAAGGCCAUCAUUCGACAGGUGCUGCAGGGGUUGGACUAUCUGCAUCGCAAGUGCAAGAUCAUCCACACGGACAUCAAGCCGGAGAAUGUACUUAUCUGCGUGGACGACGCAUACAUCCGGAAGUUGGCGUGCGAGGCGACGGAGCUGCACGCGAUGGGUCUCAAGUUGCCCUACUCGCUCAUCUCCACGGCGCCUCAGCAGUACCAAGAGCCUCCGAUCACUGGAAAGCUGAGCAAGAACAAGAAGAAGAAGCUGAAGAAGAAGGCCAAGCGACAGAGUGAACUCAUACGGAAGCAGAUGGAGCAAUUGCAUGAGAUGGAGGCCAUCAGCGAGGAGGUGAAGCCCGAUGAUGCCGAGGAGGACAACAAAGCCCAAGUGACUGACAUUAAGGAUGAAUCUCCGCCAAUCGUGUCGACCGACGAGUCAGCGUCCCUCAUGAAUGGUCGCGCGUCCACUGAAGAAGCGCUCGCGAGUGACGAGAGGGGCGACGACGAGGAGACAACGCCCACGGAGAAGGGUGAGGAGUAUCUGGAGGCUGGCGGCGGCGAGGCGGAGGACGAUAAUGAGGCGCCGAAGGUGGCCAAAGAUCAGCUGGAUCCGGCGUUCGAUGUGUGUGAUAUUGAAGUGAAGAUCGCGGAUUUGGGCAAUGCGUGCUACGUGACCAAGCACUUCACGGAGGACAUUCAGACGCGCCAAUACAGGUCCAUCGAGGUGAUUCUGGGCUGCGGCUAUGACACCUCGGCGGACAUCUGGAGCACAGCAUGCAUGGCGUUCGAGCUGGCCACGGGCGAUUACCUGUUUGAGCCACACUCCGGGCAGAAUUACUGCCGCGACGAGGACCAUAUCGCCCACAUGAUCGAGCUGCUGGGCCCGAUUCCGCAGAAGCUGGUGUUCGGCGGCUCCAUGUCGCAGGUGAUCUUCAACAAGAAGGGCGAGCUGAAGCACAUUACGGGACUGAAGCCGUGGGGACUCGUGGCCGUGCUGACUGAGAAGUACGAGUUUAACUACGAGGACGCCUACAAGUUUGCAGACUUCCUGCUGCCGAUGCUGGAGUAUGACAGGGAGAAGCGCGCCUCGGCGCAGCAGUGUCUUCAGCAUCCUUGGCUUCAAUCACCGUGAAGGUAUCUUUUUAUAAUGACACUGACACAUAGAGAAAUGAGAAUUAGUUGACUAUCUGCGAAUUGAAAUUAUGAGAUGAAAGACAUUUGAAUGGAGAAAAGAAAUUAGGAGAGUUAAAUGUUGUUUUAUAUAAAUUAUCAGAGAAAUCAAUAGGAUUUUCUUUCAUCUUCAAAUUCAUAAACUCUUCGUUGUGCAAAACACACAGGAAAAUUUGCAAUUGACAUGAAUGUUGAUCAUGUUUUAGUUAGUAUCUUUCAAAUAUAAUUUCCUAUUUUUUUCUUUCAUUUAUUAUGAGUCUGUAAAUUGUGCUGGACGUUUUCUGAUGCCUUCUAGGAAUCUGUGUAAGUUCUCAAGUCGAUUGCAAAUUGAAUAUAUAUGGUAAUAUCCACAUAAUGUAUAAUGUUAUACGAUGAAUCUACUGAAAUGUUUUUUUUCUUUGGCUUUGAUACUGUCAGCAUGAUGAAAACUGAAAAGUUAAAUAUUUUCAGGACCAAGGUUAUUAAGUGCAACCUUGUUCUCUGAAUGUCCUAGGGUGGCACACUAGGACGCUUGUUAAAGCGGACAUCUUAAUAUUUUGACAGAUGUGUGACUGAAAAAUACUUUAUGUGGAUAUUACAGUUGAACUUGAACAUCUUGUAAUUUUGUCUUAAAAUCAAAUUGCCCCAAUAAGAAGCUGCAAGUAAUUUUGAUUAAUUCCCUGUUUCGAUCGAAAGAUUUGUAAAGCCCAGAAAAUCCUGUGUUUUCUGAUAAAGAAUGCGCUUAAAAUGAGCUGCUCACCUCGUGCAUAAUUUUGCUGAGAUAAAUGAGAUGCGAUGAAGUUAUUAGAGAAGGGAGAAAUACUGUAUAUAUGAUAUUUCAGAUUUGUAUGCGUAAUUUCAUAUUUAAAGAAGAAAAGAAAUGAGAAAUAAGUGAAAUAAUAGAGAAUAUGAUAUAAGACAGUGUUUAGGGUAACAGGAGAUCCCCAAAAAAUGCUUCGUGAAGAUAUUGAAACCCGCCAGAGUGCACUGAAAAAAUAUCCUGAACCCUAAGCAUAGAUGAAAUUAUUGUGAGAGCAACAAUAAGAUGAUUUUUUUUUCAAUAAAUGUGACGUUCAUUUGAGUUUAUUUGUUGAGAGAAAGAGGCUUUCAAGCAGUUUCCGCGAGAAAGUCUCUGAGUUUAUCUGACAACUUUAUAGAACAAGAGAAGUUAUGUGAGAGAAGAGCGUCGAAUACGCAAUUCAGGCGGUUGAAGAGUAUAUUUAGGAGAAGAGGAGAGUAAAUAUAAUGGAAUAUUGCUGUAGCGUGGAAGAUGCAAAGAAUUGGUGAGAUGUGACGAUUGAAUGCACGUAAAAUCUUCCAUCCAAAUACACACAACAACUUCACAAAGUGGAUGUUAACUGCAGAGUUGAUGUAUUUUGAGUUUAAAACUUACCCUCUAAGUUUAGGAGUGCUUAAUGGUAUGAAUUACAUAUGUCCUUAACUCACCGCGAAAACCAAUGAUUUGUUUCUACUUACGAUUGUUUUUUUUUUUGAGAAAAAAGAGCACUUUUAAGGCGAGAGAAGACUGAAAAGAAUUAUAUCGUUUUUGCCCCUGAUUCUGUCCUGCAAACUGGAUGGUAGAUGUUACACGACCCCAGAACAAUAAAUCAAUCAAUUCUAUAAAUAAAUAAAGUCCUCAAUGAUGAUGAUUGUAGUGAAGCCCAGGUGAAGAAUUGUUAAAUGAUUCAAGAAAGAAAGAAAAAAAAACUCCAUAGUAUCUUUGUAUAAAAUACUCAUAAAUAGAUGGUAAAUAUUGGAAGGAAAGAGUAAAGAUGCGCGGUAGUGAUGAGAAUAUUUGUGAAUGGAGAAUGUAGAUUUUCUCGAGUGACGCGACUCCCCUUUUAAUGGAAGAAAAAGUAUUCACCUCUCUCAAACUACAUGCAGAAAUAUUCAAACAUGAUAAUUUCAUCAUUAUUGAGAAAGAAACAAACUGAUAUCCAAUAAAAUCAUCCA